GAGAGCAUUUAGAAAGUCAUUUACAACUUUGAUUGUUGCACAAAUUGAGUCUGACCUGCUCUUAAGUCACACUAAGAUAUAUUUAUACAGAAUUUUAAACAGACCUUAAACCAGUGCAACUUAUUCAUUCACAUGUUCUAUUUACCUCCAUCUUUUUUGUUCAAAUGUGUAUUUUCAGUCUUCAGUAAUUUUCCCUGUUCAUAAUCUUACGUGCAACAUAUUUUUUAUUUGAAUGUCAUUACACCUCCCUGUCGAUAGGGGUCGGUGAGGAAGUAGGCCUUCACCACAGUGCAAAGGAACAAAAGAAGAAGAAAUUGUAGUUAAAUAUGGCGCUAGCCGGUGUUUUCCUCGUGCGUUUUAGAAAGCUGUGUAGUUGUGUUAAAUGCGUUUACACCGUAGCUAAAACAUCUUCAAACUGGAGCACGGACAUGCGCUGGUAUGGGACCAAACCUCGACGCUUUCCGGAACAGGGCACCUCGUUUUUUCAAAAUAAAACAGGCAGUGAUGAUGAUGCUCCAAACCUCCUGAAGGAUUUUCCAGACCCUAAAGGUCUUCUGAACAACACAAUUUCAAGGUCACUUGGGGUCAGCGACCUGUCAGAGUACAUUCAGUACAGCUGUACGGAGCAUCAGGGCGUCAAGAAAGCCACAGUCACUCUUCUGUGGCCCUGCAAGAUCGAGAAGGAGGGUUUUGCCUCAAAGAAGACCAAUGCAGAGCGCCUUGCUGCAGCUGCUGCCUGUCUGGAGCUAAGAGAAAUUGGUGUGAUUGGUCCAAACAAUCAGCUUCCCAAGAGGAGAGCUGGCCGAGGAAGAGGAGAACAUCCUCUCCUUCAUGACCGAGAAGAUGACGUGUGGACAGAUGAUGUUUCUAGAACUUCAGCAGACGAAUCGUCGAUGACAAUAGAAGAUUCUCACAAGGUCUCUGAGGCUCUUUCCGUGUUUCCACAUCCGAAAUCUCUUCUGACCAGAGUCAUCCAGGUGGCCACAACAUCCAGCAGAGUCACGGAGCACAUGCAGUUCAGGACAUCAGGCGGGAAGCUGAAAAAAUGUGACCUGACUCUGUUUUGGCCCGAGAAGCUGGUGUUUACAGCCACAGCAAGCCGCCGCGUGACUGCAGAGAGGAAGGCUGCAGCGCUGGCCUGCAUGAAGCUUAAGGAGCUGGAGUUGCUGGAUAAAGAUAAUAAUCCACUGACUCAUGCCAAGUACCACCGCGAGAAGGUGAAGGAGGCAGGAGAGAGGGAGAGGCGUCCACUCCCACUAAAAAUCCCAGAAUACCUUGAGGAAAGCAUGAGAGAUUACCUUGCACAGUACCCUGUGGCAGCAGAGGUACAGAAUCUGUGGGAGGAGGAGGAAACACAAGGCCAGCAGACUGCAAAUCAGGAAGAAGAGGAGCUGGAUGAAGAUGACGUCCUAACGGACACCAUCACCGGCAGACGGUACAGACCUCUGUCGGAGCUCGAGGCUCAGCAGCGCAGCCUCCACCUGCUGAGGGAGUGGGAGCGUGCAAACCCGGGGCUAAGCGUGGAGCUGCCCGUGGACACGCACCGUCAGCGUGUGAUCUCGGCCGUGCGUUCUUCCCGCGUGGUCGUCAUCGCGGGCGAGACUGGAUGUGGCAAAACAACUCGGAUCCCCCGCUUCCUGCUGGAGGACGGUGUAAGCGAAGGGGCGGGUGCAGACUGCAACAUCCUGGUCACACAGCCCCGUCGGAUCAGCGCCGUGUCUGUGGCGCACCGCGUUGCUCAGGAGAUGGGUCCAGCGCUUAAACACCAUGUUGGAUAUCAGGUCCGACUGGAGAGCCGACCCCCGGAGCAAAGUGGCGGCGCCAUGCUUUUCCUCACAGUGGGAGUCCUGCUGAAGAAGCUGCAGUCAAAUCCAACCCUGAGGGGAAUCAGUCACGUGGUGGUGGACGAGGUCCACGAGAGAGACAUAAACACUGACCUGCUGCUGGCCUUACUGCGGUCGGCCUUGAAGGAAAACCACGACCUGCGAGUUGUGCUGAUGAGUGCCACCGGAGACAACCAGAGGCUGGCUGAGUACUUUGGAGGAAGCCCCAUCGUGAAAGUACCGGGGUUCAUGCACCCAGUGAAGGACAGAUUUUUGGAGGAUGUGCUGAAGGAGAUGAGACAUCCUCCUGUUAACCAAAAUGCUUCAAAGAUGAACAAAGAGGGAGUACAUGAGGCCACACCAGAUCUGGAUUUAGUAGCUGACGUUAUUGAACACAUCGACAGAAAUGGGGACGCUGGUGCAGUGCUGUGCUUCCUGCCUGGAUGGCAGGACAUCCGAGCCGUUCAAGACAAACUGGAGGCGAGGCCUCACUUCUCCUCAGGAUCACACAUGAUUCUGCCAUUGCACUCCAGUUUAUCGGUGCCUGACCAGCAGAGGGUGUUCCAGCGCCCCCCGGAGGGACGGCGAAAGAUUGUGCUCGCCACCAACAUAGCGGAGACCUCCAUCACCAUAGACGACAUCGUUCAUGUGGUGGAUGCUGGGACUCAUAAAGAGCAGAACUACGACGCCCGCACAAAGGUGUCCUGUCUGGAUACAGUUUGGAUAUCGCGCUCCAACGUGACCCAGAGGAAAGGCAGAGCAGGGCGAUGUCAGCCCGGACAAUCCUACCACCUGUUUCCAAGAAAACAGCUGGAGUCCAUGUCUCCCUUCCCGGUUCCUGAGAUCCUGCGCACCCCCCUGGAGAGUUUGGUGCUGCAGGCUAAAAUCCACAGUCCUAACUGCAAGGCCGUGGAUUUCUUAUCUCAAGUGUUAGACAGUCCAGAUAAAGAUGCUGUGAGAGACGCUGUGCAAACACUACAAGACAUAGGAGUCCUGGACAAGACUGAAAGCUUGACUCCUUUGGGGGAGCGUGUCGCCUGCAUGUCAUGUGACCCGCGGCUGGGCAAAGUUCUGGUUCUGAGCGCCAUGUUCAGGUGUGUUCUGCCCAUGCUGUGCGUAGCUGCAUGCCUCACCAGGGACCCUUUUCACAACAGCAUGCAGAACAGAGCACCUGUCAGGCAGGCCAAGGAGGCUCUGAGCCGCUCCAGCUACAGUGAUUAUCUGGUGUUCAGCAGAGCAGUUUUGGGCUGGAGGAAAGUUCAGCUGGAAGGGGACAGAGAGGACAGAGACUCAUACCUGGAAAACUACACUCUGUCCAGAGGAAGUCUCCGCUUCAUCAACGGCCUGAUGUCUCAGUUCAGUGAGAACCUGCUUGAAGCAGGCCUGGUUUCUCGUGCCAGCGAGUGCCAGCGUCCCUCUUCUCUCUACAACGAGCACAGCAGCCAGAACGAGCUGCUUAAAGCUGUGCUGCUGGCUGGACUUUAUCCCAACCUCAUCCAGGUAAAGAAGGGCGUGGUAACCAAAGGAGGGCGGUUUCGACCCAACAACUUGUCUUUCCGCACACUCAGUGGACCGGUGUUGCUGCAUCGCUCUUCUGUGAACAGGGGAAAGGAGGAUCUCCCCAGUCGUUGGUUGACGUUCUUCAGUGCUGUCAAGUCUAACGGGAAUGUUUUUAUCAGGGAUUGUUCUUCUGUCCAUUCUCUCGCCCUGCUGCUCUUCACAGACUGUGAUCUAACAGAGACAGUGAAUGGGGACCGAGUGGAGGUGUCUUUUCCCGGACACUCGCUGAUGCGCCUGGAGCUGUCAGUGGACACUUGGGAGCUGCUCUGGGAGCUCCGCACCUCCGUUCAGACCAUGCUGUACCGAAACCUCAACAGCCCCAGCGACGCAAGGACUUCUCAAGACGGAAAACUUCUGUCCCUAAUAGUAGAGCUGCUCAACAACACGGAUUCAGACCAUCUUCAUCAAGGACUGAGCAGAGAAGAUGAGGUGGACUGAACAACGUUUUAGACGUGCUUAUGUUGUUGCUUUAAAACUGAACCAAUGAGGAUGAUUUGUUUUGAAAGCACUUUUGAUCAUCAAUGCAAAUUCUUUUUUGCAGUCUUCUUCUUUGCUGUCCCUGUAAAUGUUCAAAUGUUUGUUUUGUAAUAAGUUCAGAUUUUCAGAAAGAAAUUAGAUUCUACUCCUGUAAGUAAAUAUGAGUUUCAUUGCGCUAAAUUCUCUUAUUUAUUGCAAUAAAUGCAUCUGAUUUAUUAGAAUG
This is a messenger RNA of Oryzias latipes (Japanese medaka), 4083 nucleotides long. The record is from RefSeq and is a predicted model, not a curated record. NCBI's taxonomy places the organism in Eukaryota, Metazoa, Chordata, Actinopteri, Beloniformes, Adrianichthyidae.